UUCAGUUUCAGUUUCCAACAAACUCUCGAGCCGUCAACGUGUCAGCGGAUAGUUGAGAUACAAGAUAAAAUAUCCAAGCCCGAACUCUGUGUGUUGCGCGUUCUGAAAGCUAACGACCGUGUUGCUUUUUUGUGUGCUGUGCAGUUGGUCAAAAGGAGUACUCCACCCGGACACAGGCGCAGAAGAAUAAUGGCGAAGGAAACCCCACUCCUAUGGCUCCUGCCACUCCUCGUGCUGGUCGGACAGGUCACCACACAGGAACCGGCAUCGGGAGCGCCCGGAGAAUUCGCUCCCCAUGUGACGGCCACUUGCAAGGCGGGCACGAUGAACAUCAAAGUGAAGCUGAACUCCGGCUAUACGGGAGCCGUGCACGUCCGGGACUACCGCACGCCCGGAUGCAUGGCCAUGGGCGAUGGCAGCGACUCGGUGGCUUUCAGCCUCAAUCUCUGGGCCAAGCAGGGUGCCAGCGACUACUGCGGCAUCCUGGUCAGCAACGUGAGUGGAAGCAAUCGGACCGAGGAGCGUUCCAUACAGCUGGCCGUGCGUGUGCACAAGACUCUGGAAUUGGCGGACGAUAAGUUUUAUGUGAUUACCUGUGGCAAAUCGGGCUUCGCGCGCGAUGACAAUGCCCAUGUGGUGCUCAAGUUUCUGGAGAACGACCACCGAGUGCGUGAGACGGUCUACGGCCACAAGUACAAGAUCCGCGCCGAGUUCUCCAAGCCAAAUGAUACCUACGGCCUGCGUGUGGGCAACUGCUUUGCCUUCGACAAGAAAAACAGGACCCAGAAGCUCACCGAUGACAGUGGCUGCCCCCACGACCCGAAUAUCAUCAGUCGCUUUGUGCCCACAGCCGAUGGACGGGCUGCUGAGGCAGUGCUCUCCUCGAUGUUCAAGUUCCCCGAGGGCUCCGAGGUGCAUCUGCAGUGCGAUGUGAUCCAGUGCUACGGACGGUGUGUGGAGAUCGAUGACUGCAACGACGUGGCUCUGGCUGGUUUCGGCAAGGGCACCAACGGACCCAGGAAGUUCGGGCCGAACGAGGAGGGCUCCAGCGUGGCCGGAACCACAGUCUUCGUGCUGGACCCCGCCGAGGCCAGAUUGGUAUCGGGAAGCUGCGAGGACGGUAUCCGACCCAGCUGGCUGCUCUGGCUGACCAUCACCCUGGGCGUACUGUUCCUGAUAAUGCUGCUGAUGAACAUCUUCCUGUGCACGGCCAUGAGCUGCAGCUGUGCCAACACAGAGAUUAUCGAAAAGGAGCCAUCGAUCAUCGAGGAGUACGACCCGUACCGCAGUUGGCAUGGCAGCCAGUACGGAUCCCGUUACUCGCUCCACGGCCGGGAUGCUCACAAGGGAUACACCAGCGGUGGCUCCACGAUACACUCAAAUAGGUCUGAUAGAUAUUAAGCAGUAGCCACAGAAACAGAGACACAUCCACACCCUACACACACCCCUCUAUGCCACACUUCAAUAUGCAUCUGCUCUGCUCUCGUUAAUUUUUUCUGGUAGCUGUGGAGCCACACACACACAAUACAAAACAACAAUACAACAAAUCAAACAAAGCAUGCCAACAAAGUAUCUGUAUCUGCGUAUCUACGUAUCUGUAUCUCUGUACCGUAUGCUCGUAUCUCUUGUUAGCCCUGCUGGACAGCCACAACAAAACAGUCCGAAAUCAAAAACAUUGAAUGAAAACCUUUCGUGCCUUAGUAUACUGCAACUGUAAUUAACCGAAUAGUAAUUUGCAUUUGUCUACCGGUAAUAACUAACUAACUACUCCCUCCUCCCACAAAAAAACAAAAAACAAAAACGAGAGAAUAUCGAAUGACUAACCGCCAAUUUCAAAUGAGUUGAACUAACUAACUGCUUUGAAGAUUUCCCCUUUUAAGCAACAAAAAGGUAUUUCAUUGUGUAUUAAAUCCAAACUUAUUCAACGUCCUUCCGAAGGUCGAUGCCGAUCGAUAACGAUAACGAUUAUGCAAUCGUGCACUCGCGUCCCGGCUCUAGACAUUCCACGUUACACGGACAGCGCGCCCAUCGGGGACCGCCCAGUAAUAUUUGAACACAGAUCCCAACCGACCCGAUCGCGACACAUGAGAAAUAGUUUAUUCUGUAAGAUUAGCCUAAGACUUCCCUCCCUCUGCGUCUCAAAUGUACAUAACUAAGCGAAAAUUCUGGCCUUCUAGUUUUCCAAAUUUUCCAGAGAGAUGAGAUGAUGCCGCUGUAAAAUACUACUCUGAACUAAAAGUACUAAAGUUCUCUUUGCCUAAUUUUAAUGAAGAAUCACCUAACAUAAGUCAUUAGUCGUUUAUAAGUGCGAACGAAUGUGUAUUAGCGAAAUGUUUCCACUACGUGUAAAAAUGAACAAAAGCAGGCCAACAAAAUUAAUUUUAAAUGAAUAUGCAACUACUUUAUAGUCUAAAGUGUUAAGAAUCCUUUGGCGAAUGCGUUAAACGUACGAAUUGUAAUUAAUUUAAAAUUUUAAAAUUUAAUUUAAUAAAAUGACUAAAAAUU
This is a messenger RNA of Drosophila bipectinata, 2505 nucleotides long. RefSeq lists its product as uncharacterized. The record is from RefSeq and is a predicted model, not a curated record. Lineage: Eukaryota; Metazoa; Arthropoda; Insecta; Diptera; Drosophilidae.